Messenger RNA from Brassica oleracea var. oleracea, 543 nucleotides. RefSeq lists its product as uncharacterized. The transcript is spliced from 3 exons. The record is from RefSeq and is a predicted model, not a curated record. Bases 1 to 465 code for a protein of 154 amino acids. Lineage: Eukaryota; Viridiplantae; Streptophyta; Magnoliopsida; Brassicales; Brassicaceae.
AUGAGAAGCCACUUCCAGCAAGUUAAUCAAAGCCUCUUUCAUGUCUCUCUGCUGCAUCUAUGUGGAAUCUCAAUCUUUAGUUACGCCGUAGGUGAUGCAUGGAGAAGACUAUGUCUGUCUUGGUUUCCUUUUUGGAGAAAAAAUCAAGAUUCAAGAGUGGCUUAUAUAUUCGAUGUUUCACGCUUUCCUCCAAGCACUGAGUACAGCAAGUGUAACAGAUUGCUUAGUGCACAUUCUUUUUCUUAUACUCUCAUAGAAGAUAUCUCAAACUCAUCGCCUUUGGAGCAUACAAUUAUAUCAAAAUCUGGUGGUGGACAACUAGAUCUGCUUAUCUUUGAUACAUCAUUUAAGAUACUAGAGACAGUCAAACGUCUGUGUGCUAAAAGAGGUCUUUUAGUCAGAAUGACGCACAAGUUUGAUAACCACAAGGAGAACGAAUUUCUUGAAGAAUGGUCUAAAAGAUAAUUUUGAGUCUCUUCGGGAUAGUUUACUGAAUUUGAACGACCUCUCUUGGUUUUGUUUUUCUUCGGCAGGAGGAAGGAG